AUGCGUGGAAGUACGGCCGGUCUAACGGAUACACUAGCGGGCGGGUCUCACGCGCACGCCACGCUCCUAGAAUUCGCUGACCAAGUAUUCGGCAGUGCCGUGGUCGCGCCAGCGGUGGUCGCCUACUGGAAGGCAACAUGGUCCCUCAUGGAUAUCUACCUGAUACCCCAGCACCCGGUGUACAGCGCGAUCGCUGCUCUAGUAUUCGGUCUAGGCUUGAAUUGGCUGCUGUGCGUGCUGCAAACGCCGCUAGCCAAGUUUAUAAACUUAGACAAGGGUAGAUUUACCUUCUAUGUGCUUACGAGGCUGUACACUUGCGUGGCGGGAAUCGGCUGCGUCGGCGCAUGGAGGGGAGUGUGGAAUUUGCUUAAUGAGUGUACGGGGGAUGGCGCCCAGACUGUGCUGUCGACGACGGCAGCGGCCACCCUUUCGUUGGCGGCGUUACGGACUCUGAGGAAUAUUAUAGCGGCGCCGUUCGCAGUAGUCAUCGAUUCGCCUAAGGAUUUUUUCGAUGUGCCGACUAUGUUUCGAACGGUUAGUAUUUGUUCUCUUGUUUGUCUUUUGUUCUCUUCUUUCUUCUCUCUCUUUAAUUGUCUUUAG
Leptosia nina is the source of this 600-nucleotide messenger RNA. The record is from the annotation of a GenBank genome assembly. NCBI's taxonomy places the organism in Eukaryota, Metazoa, Arthropoda, Insecta, Lepidoptera, Pieridae.